This is a messenger RNA of Gongylonema pulchrum, 337 nucleotides long. The record is from the annotation of a GenBank genome assembly. NCBI's taxonomy places the organism in Eukaryota, Metazoa, Nematoda, Chromadorea, Rhabditida, Gongylonematidae.
GUAGCGAAUGUUGAGGUGGCGCGCAGAUACCUAAAUCACUUCCUAAAAACUUCGAAAAACUCACGUGAAGUCCGCGUAACUGUUGAUUCUAGCGUGCCCAAUGAAACUGUCGAAAGGAGCGGUGGCAGCAACAGUGCUCGUUCGACAUCAGAUUCUCGCCAACGUGGAUUUAUUGGAGCCGAAAAUGAUUUGUGCAGCGAACGUGAACUAUUUGUCAACGACCAGGCACCACUUGUUGCAUCUCGAAUCGGUUGUUACUACGGGACAUGUUCAUGCAGAACCACAUUUUGACGAGCUACAUUUACGCCCUAAGCGGUAUUUUCAAUUUUCAUCGUGA